Epinephelus fuscoguttatus (brown-marbled grouper) is the source of this 5708-nucleotide messenger RNA. RefSeq names its product nuclear receptor interacting protein 2 (gene nrip2). The transcript has 6 exons. The coding region runs from base 466 to 1296 and encodes 276 amino acids. NCBI's taxonomy places the organism in Eukaryota, Metazoa, Chordata, Actinopteri, Perciformes, Serranidae. The record is from RefSeq and is a predicted model, not a curated record.
GUAACAGAGAGAAAGAGAGCGAGAGAGAUCCAAGGACAGACGGCACUGAGGGGAGGGGAAAUAACACACUCUCAGUCACACCUACCCCUCAGCCUCACUCAGCCUCUGUAAGAGAGACAGAACAGAUCUUGACAUUGUGAGGAAGAUGCAUAUCUACAUCAGAGGAACAUCCAGGACAGGACAAUAGCACCUAAAUCUGCUGAGACAAAUACAUGCCAAGGACUACAAUCAGCAAGCAGCGAGCCCAGAGGGAAGGACAUUUCAGAAAGGGCAACACAGGGUGGAAGAGGCAACAUUUGCAGGUUUAUUUUGUUGCUUAAAAAGGACCUAAAGAGCAAUCCCUAAUAAGCUGCCUUGGAUAUCCAGUGUGUCUCUGUCCGCAGAGAGCUCCCAGUGCUGCUGCUGCUGCUGCUGCUGCUGUGAGGUUAUAGUCUCCGAGAAAGACUGCUUUACAGUCCAGAGACCAUGAGUGAGGCGAAGAAAGGUGAGCUAGCCAUCCGGGAUAAAGCCAUCCUGCACCAGCAGAGGCGUCUCAAGCAGGCCACGCAGUUCACGCACAAGGACUCGGCUGACCUCCUGCCCCUGGACGGGCUGAAGAGACUGGGCACAUCCAAAGACUUGCAACCUCACAGCAUCGUCCAGCGCCGUCUGCUGGAAGGAAACAUCACGCGGCUGCGAGGGGAGGCCCGGGACCCCAACGCCAGGGUUCGCUCCCCGCUGGCCGACACCAAGGACGGACCCGCUGACACCGAGGAGAGGAGCGAGAGCACUGCAGACGACUCCACAGAGGAGAGGGAGUCUCUGGAGGAGAGCGAGAGGAGCUUACGAUCGGACGAAGAGGACGACAGCAGCGAAGCCGGAGCCAGACAGACAGCUGAGAAGAGCGAGGGCACGGACAGCUCGACCCUCCUCACAGCUCUGGUUGUUCAAUGCAAGUGCUGCGAGACUGAAGUCAAGGCAUCCAUCAACACCAGCAGCCAACAUAACCACAUCUCCAGCUCCUGCUGCCAGAGGCUGGGACUGGUACCCGGUCAGGACAGUUCACCCUGCGGUGGGAGCAGCUCAGUGACGGGUCUGCAGCUGCAGCUGGGCCGACAGACGGUCCAGUGUUCAGCCUAUGUCAAAGAGGAUGAGGCGUUUGAGCUGUGCCUGGGUCUUCAGACUCUGUUGGAACUUAACUGCUGCCUGGACCUGAGCAAUCGGGUCCUGAAGCUGGAGGGCUGCGGCGAGGAGCUGCCCUUCCUGAACCCUUCGACCGACAGCCACUGCCAACACGACACCAACGAGAACCUGUGAGCCCAACUCGACGGCGGCAACCACUCCCUCGAGUCUCAACCGGUUGCAGCAACGUGGCGCAGUGCCAUUUGUGUCUGGACGAGUCCGAUCACAGUGUCUCUCACACACUGCCAGAACAUGGAUGAGCAUCGGCCACCGUCGUUCUUGAGUUUACAUCAUUGUGUUUGUAGAAUUAAGACACUCACCAUGAUUAUCUUAUAUUAAAAUUAGUCUAGUUUACAGAGCGGGUGAAACCGAUCCGAUCUCUGAGAGUCUAAUCAUUCUUUAUGAUUAUAUUGUAUAUUAAAACCAACUUCUCUGCUUGGGUACACUGAUGAUCGUUAAAAGGGAAAACCAUUAUAAUCAAUAAAGUGAACUUUAGUGGAAUAUUUUGUGAUUUGGCUGAACGAAAAUGACUUUAAAUCAGCAAGUAAAUAAAAGUGUUCACUGUAAAUCACUGUAGACGAUCUUAAAGGAAAAGUUUAACAUUUUGGGAUAGUUCUUACCAAGUGAAAUGAGAAGAUAUCACACUCAUGACUGUGCAGUAAAUACGAGGGAGUCCCUAAGAAUCUGUUUUUUCACCCGGGGCCGGUGCCUUACAUCCUGCUUCACACAGAGCGUUGUGUGCUUCAUGCACAUUUUCGUUGGCUGACUUUUUGGAUAAAUUAGCAAAACCAUAGCUGAAAAAGUUCUUUAUCCACUGAAUAUUCGCCUUAACCCGAAAAUUAAACCAACAGAAAACCUCAUGCCUAUUGCUUUGUUUCCACUCCCGUAUGUAACUGGUGCCCGCAGAUUCAUUAAUAUACGGAUGAUGCCUCUAGUGUCCAACGCAAGGAAGUGCAUUUCUUUACAGAUGGAUAGAAACCUGAUAGAAACUACCUGUAGCCAUGAGGGAGAAGCUAAUUAUGUCCGUUUUUAGCCAUCCAGUAGUUUGGAAUAUGAGCUUGGAACAUUACUGGGACAAAAACAAGAGCAAUUUUGUAUGGCAACAAAUAUUUACUUUACUUAUUAUAUUUACUGUGCAGACGUGAGAGUUAUCAAUCUUCUCAACCUAAUCUCGUCAAGAAUGUGAAAAUGUUUCUUUCCCAAAAUGUCAAACUAUUCCUUUCAGAAUCAACAUGACUUAACUAUAAAGUGUCGGUACUCAGGAUCCCCUUUCCUAGUGUGUAAGAGGAACAUUUGAGAAGUUUUCUGUGUAAUUAGGCUUGGAUCAGGCUACCUCUUUUAGAGACAAGGAUGGGUUCUCAUCUAGAAUUUUAAAAAGAGAUCUGAGGAAAACACCACCUUUUCUGAUGUACUUAUAUUCAGCUUUGUAAAGCCCCUUUGCUCUUUUUUUCCCCAUCAAAAGACUGAUGUGGUGAAGUUUUCCAGGAGCACAUUUCCAGUCUGUCAUGACAGCCUAGACUCAAUUACAGUAGUUCCCUAUAAAUCCCUCCUGAUAAAAAUAGACGUCAGGCCAGCCAGCAAAACAUAUUUGACUCAGCUACAGAAAUAUCAAAAACAUUCCAUCUGCAUGACUUUGUAAAGUUCUGCCUUUGUAUAAGUCUGCAUGUUUGUGUACUAGUCUGAUUGUGUCUGAAGGGGCUGUAUGUGUGUGUUUACGUGUGUAUGCGUGCAUCAGGAGUCGAAGCAGGGUUUUUCACGCCUUGUUUUGGGCUUGUGUUUCACAUGGGGAAAAAGUGGAAUUCAUCCUAUCUUCCCCCCGAACUGAUCCGCCGAGCUCCGGUCUGAACAAGCUGCCAAAAGCCGACCCCAGCUGCCUUCCCUCUCUGCCUCUUUCAGGAGAUUUUCAUCACUCGGCUGAGGCUGUGCUCUGUGCCAAGGCCACUCUUCAAACUCAUCAACCUCUCUAUUCAGAAGACCGGUCUUCUUUGUGUAUUUACCACUUUUUUUUGGCUGAUGUUAUUAACUUUGACGCCUCAUGUUUGUCACAAGAGAAGAACUCCCCACUACAUUGUCACCUGCCUCUCUCGUCUCUCAGUGUUUUCAUAGUUUGGAGAAGCAAGAACUGCCUCAGAUCAUGCUGUGCUUUAACAACACCUGAGCCGUGCCGUGCUUUUGACUGUGCUACAAUAUCCAUCAAACCUCUUCAUGGACAACCGAGUUGCCAGAACAAAUUUUGACACAGUACAUUUCUACAAACCAUGGAUAUGUUACAUUUGUACAUUUCAUGUGUAGCGAAUAUGUUAAAACAUGAACGUUUAAAUUUUCAAUUUCAUGUUUAGACAGUGCUGUGGUUAUCAUGAACUUUACACACAAAACAACUUUGUUAGUGUGAGGAAAACAUCAUUAAAAUAUCUAUCUGUUUUUGUCGCUAUAAACACAUCCCAGAUUCUUGUUAAAAAGGACCCACUCUUGUCAUUACAAACAUGGCUGGAAAUGUUCUGAACUAUCAUUUAGAAGUACUCACUUUUGUCACUGCAAACACAGCUGGACAAGCCCCGAGUUGUGGUAAAAAAAAAUAGCCGCUUUUGUUGCUACAAACACGUCUGGACAUGCCAUGUUGUUAAAAAAUACCCAAUUUUGUUGCUACAAAGCCAGCUGAAAAUGCCCCGAACGCUCAUUAAAAAAUACCAGGUUUUGUCACUGCAAACACGGCUGGACAUGUCCCAACUUGUUAAAAACUACCUGCUUUUUUUUGUUGCUAAGAACAGGGCUGGAAAUGUCCCGACCUGUUGUUAAAAAAAUAUCGGCCUUUGUCAGUAUGUCCCGACAUGUCAUUAAAAAUACCCAAUUUUGUCGCUACAAGCAUGACUGGACAAGCCCCGACCUGUGGUUAAAAAAUACCCACUUUAAUCACUACAAAUACAGCUGGAAAUGUGCCAACAUGUCAUUAAGAAAGACACACUUUUGUCGCUACAAACACAGCUAGAAAUGUUCCUAACUCUUGUUAAAAAUACCCACUUCUGUUGUUACAGACUGGGCUGGACAAACCCCAACCUGAAGCUAAAAAUACCCUCUUUUGUUGCUACAAACCCAGCUGAAAAUGCCCCAAACUCUCAUUAAAAAAUACCAGCUUUUGUCACUGCAAACACAACUGGACAUGCCCCAACCUGUUGUUAAUAACUACCUGCUUUUACAGCUACAAACAGGGCUGGAAAUGACCCAACCUGUCAUUAAAAAAUAAUUGCAGGUGGAAAUGGUCAGACAAAAAUACUGGCUUUUUUUUCCACUGCAAACACGGCUGGACAUGUCCCAACUCGUUAAAAACUACCUGCUUUUUUUUUUUGCUACAAACACAGCUAAAAAUGUUCCUAACUCCUAACUUAAAAAUAUCCAGUUUUGUCGCUACAAACAUGGCUGGACAAGCCCUGACCUGUGGUUAAAAAAUACCCACUUUAAUCACUACAGAUACAGCUGGAAAUGUGCCAACGUGUCAUUAAGAAAAUACCAGCCUUUGUCGCUAGAUACAUGACUGAAAAAUGUCCUGACAAGUCAUUAAAAAAGGGAACUGCCCAUUAUUCCGACAUCCCAUUAUUCCGACAUCCCAUUGUUCGGACCACAUUAAACCCAUUGUUCCAAAGUCCCGUUGUUCCGAAAUCAUCAUGAUGCCCUGUGGUUAAGGUCUGGUUAGGUUUAGGCACAAAAACCACUUGGUUAGGGUCAGGAAAAGAUCAUGGUGUGGGUUAAAAUGAAAAAGAAAGUGACAAACACAUAAGCUGUGAGCCUGCUUCGCCUCAAGCCUUUCCCAGCUGACCCAGAGCCGGUCGCGGCGCACCAUCAAGGCAGAAAUAUGCCCGCCGGUAGCCGUUGAGCACUGCGGACCAUCGGACUAAUGGGAUGUUGGACCAAUGGGCUGUCGGACCAAUGACAUGGACCAAUAAAAAAUACCCAAUUUUGUCACUACAAACACAGAUAGAAAUGUUCCUAACUGUUGUUAAAAAUAUCCAGUUUUGUUGCUACAGACUGGACAAGCCCCGACCUGUGGUUAAAAAAUACCCACUUUAAUCGCAUACAUACACAGCUGGAAAUGUGCCAACCUAUCGUUAAAAAAGGAAGCUGGAAAUGUUCUGACAAAAAAUACCUGCUUUUGUUGUAUGCUAGUCUCAAACAGUGGUCUGCUUCUUGCCAGCCGUCUCACUGAGGUGUCACACCAUCCACCAUCCCCUCCCCUCUCCUCCUGAUGAGAAACAGAGCUCAUACACAUCUUAUCUCAACUACGUCAUAUACAUGAAUCAUACAAUUGUAGCAUAUCCUUGGUUUGCAGAAACGUAUAAUGACAACAUUUUAUUCUGGUGACUGGGUUGUCACGGAGGUCAUCAUUGCAUAGAUUGGCAAUGUUUGUUUCUCUUUGAUGUACUAGUGACCUUCCUACACCGUACGAGAGGAUUCAAUGUAUGACAGAAAUUUAUUUUUGGUGUUUCUCUUCUUCUGAACAGUAUUUUCUCUGCCUAAUAAAAAUACGUAUUCUGGCUAGCUCUGUUUAUAUUCAU